Messenger RNA from Prunus avium (sweet cherry), 1676 nucleotides. RefSeq lists its product as uncharacterized. The record is from RefSeq and is a predicted model, not a curated record. Gene Ontology annotation, molecular function: protein binding. Lineage: Eukaryota; Viridiplantae; Streptophyta; Magnoliopsida; Rosales; Rosaceae.
GAGACAAUAACCCGCCAAAAACAUUCUUAUCGACUAUUCGAUCAUGCAACACAAGAAACCCUAGAAAUUCACACCAACCCUUAUUUCUAGUCGAUGUCUUCAAGCCACAAAUUUGUUGUAUUCUCCGCUCUCUCUCUCUCUCUCUAUAUCUUCCAUUUCCCUCUACGUUAUAUUUCCCAUUUGACAAAAUCAAAAUUAAUUAGUUCAAAGCCACCCUCUACCACCAAGCUCCCCCAAGCCACUCCAAUGGGUUCUCUCCCAUCUCCACCAAGAUCCUCAACUCCAUCACCUUCCUCACCAAACAACUCUCUGUCCAGUUACAGGGUUUGUGCCACAUUUUGCUUCAGAGAACCAGCGCCAAACUUGAACAUCUCUAACUGGAUAGAGUUCUACGACCCAUCAACCAACACAUGGACAUAUGCUAGCUCGAUCCCUGGCCUCACUGAGAACCAUAUCUUGAAGGGUUUUGCCAUGGUGUCUUUGGGUGACUCGGUUUACAUAAUUGGUGGCAGGGUUUGUUUCAAGGAGAGAGCUCACACGUCAGAUGAGUGCAGUGAGCUUGUUGACGUGGAUAUUGAAGUCUCUUCAUCUGUGUUGCGUUACAAUGUUGGGUCUGACCAAUGGUCAACGUGUGCGCCACUUGGCAUCCCGAGGUCUGACUUUGCCUGCACGGUUUCGGAGAACAAGAUCUAUGUGGCCGGGGGUAAGUCCACGCUAGCCUGCGCAAGGGGGAUUCCAUUAGCUGAGGUGUACGAUCCCGAGCUCAACGAGUGGACCCCUCUGCCUAACAUGAGCACAUUGAGGUACAAUUGCGUGGGCGUGACAUGGCUGGGUAAAAUCUACGUGGUGGGAGGUUUCGCAGAGAGGGCUGACUCAGAGCUGCCUCCGAUAAUGGUGCGCAGCUGUGCUGAGGUGUACGACACGCAAACAAGGAUGUGGGACCUCAUCGUGGGGAUGUGGCAAUUGGAUGUGCCACCAAAUCAAAUUGUGGAAGUGGAUGGGAGGCUUUUUAGCUCUGGUGAUUGCUACAAGCAAUGGAAAGGUCACAUUGAGUCAUAUGAUGGGAAGCUCAACAUAUGGAAUGAAGUUGAAGGGUCCCAAAUACAAAGUCUGAAUUCCCUGAUAUCUGCAUUGGGCACGCAACAUGAUCACAAUUGGGCACUUAGCCAGAGGCGUUACCUAACAAUGGCACCCAUUGGACUUAACUUGUACUUCCUGGCAGGGUAUGGCAUAUACAGAGAAUUCUCAAGAACAAUGUCGAUUGUUCAUAAAUUUGAUAUCUCAGCGACCAGUGAUGCAUGGACGAGCAUGGAGCCGAUGGAGGAGGAUGGAGAGAAAGAGCUCUGUGGGCAUUGCUGUGUUGUUCAGCUCACAUGAUCAGCUGUUUUUUGCUACUAGCAUAGCAGAAUAGCAGAGAAAAAAAAAAAAAAAAAACAUAUUUUGGCACCUGCUUAAUAGUAGUUAAUUAGUAUGGUAUUAUGGAUUAAUAUUAUUGUUAUUGUAUAAGGUUUUGCUGACUGAUCUGUAAGUUUCCUCGGUAGAUGUCUUAAUUAGGUGUAUUAUGCCCAAGUUGUGAACUUCAUGGAGCAGUCCUGAUGAUUUUGCAUACCUUGUGACAAAAUAAGAAAAAUAAUCUGUUGCCUUUUAUUAUUCUUGCUGCUUUUUUCUGUAAUAUA